Molecule: messenger RNA, 2646 nt
Organism: Umbelopsis ramanniana AG
Lineage: Eukaryota; Fungi; Mucoromycota; Umbelopsidomycetes; Umbelopsidales; Umbelopsidaceae
Exons: 1
Coding region: 72-2438 (788 amino acids)
Molecular function (GO): protein binding
Source: RefSeq, a predicted model, not a curated record
CAAACACCCCUUCAAGAAAAAAAUCCAUAGUCCUGCCACAUUCCGCCGUACACCUUGGCGCCUCGACCUAUAUGAUCCCUCGCCAAAUCCGAGGAUUCUCGCGACUUACCACAGUAUCCUGUACUCGGAAUGCAUCUGAGAGGGUAGUGGUCGCUAGAUUGCCCAAUGUGCGAUAUUCAUUCCCGCACGCUGCAUCAUCUCUGCCACGGGCUAUCUCCAAACAAACAAUCUCGGCUCAACCCCAAUUUGCAAAGUCAUAUACAACCAAAUCAAGUCCUCUGCAAGAACUAAAGGAGGCAACAAAUGAUGGUGAUAUACCACGGAUACAUACGGCCUACAGAGCUUUGGUAUCUGGAGCCAACCCACAGUCACUUGACAAAGAAGCGUUGAGGAAGCUUGUUUUAACCCUUCGAAAAGGCAAAAAACCCUCCGAUGUACAGCUGCUCCAGCGAAUUAUAGCAGAUAUGGAACCUGUUUUUAAUCUUCCAGUUUCUCAUUUCGAAUUGCAUGCUCUCAUAUACUGUUAUGGCGUGCAGAGAAAUCCAACAGCAGGUUAUAAAGUCCUCCAAGACAUGCAACGACGUGGACUAAUUCCAAAUAUUUAUACAUACAAUACAAUGAUGGGUGUAUACAAAGCAGUCAAGGAUUCUUCAAAAGCCAUGUCGUUACUCAGAGAGAUGCAACAGCAAGAAGUCGAACCAGACGUUAAUACGUACAACACCUUGAUUAGCCUACUUGCGUCGAAUUCAGAAUAUGACAAGGCUCGGUCCAUGUAUAAUGACAUGGAGCAACGUGGAAUCCAACCUAAUCAGUACACUUUUUCAACACUUUUGAAAAUUGCAGCAAGUACACACGACGAACGGUUGGGAAAUAAUGUACUCGAAUAUAUUUGUGACAAUGAAGCAAAAAGGAAUGAAACGGAUAUCACCACCUUCAACAGUAUGCUCCUGUUCCUCAGCGAUAUACCAAGUUCCUUUCAUAAGCUGUUCGAACUUUAUAGCACAGCGAGCUCGAGUUUCCCUCACCUUCAAUUCGAUCUCAUCACGUACAAUACAAUGUUGGAUGCUUGCUUAAAGCAAAACUUACCAUCUGAAGGCGUCAAAAUAAUGGACGACUUGUCGCAAGCUGGCCUGAAACCAGACGUGGUAACCUACGGUAUCAUGAUUGACGCACAGGCGAGAUCAAAUAACAUUGACGAGGCAAUGACGCUAUACCGCGAAAUGUCUGAGCGAGGCAUACGAGCCAAUGAGAGAGUACUUUCCAGCUUAGUCAACGCAGCGGCGAAAGGUGACGAACGACAAAUUGCGGAUGUGGUGAAUACUAUUGAGACCACCUCAUAUCGAGAAAGCAUUCGACCUGAUCGGCUUGCUUUCAAUGCUUUAUUAAAUGCUUUGACUCUCAAAGGAAAAGCAAAGGAAGCUCAGCAUUUGUUUGAUACGGUGUUCCAUGAAAAGAAUGCUUCCCGAUUUCACCAUCCUGACACAGCUACAUACACAAGUCUGAUCACCGCUUACACGAAAAGCGGCGAUCUCGACACGGCAUUGGAUAUCUAUUAUGCUGUAAAAGAGAAGCAUGUUCCUGCCAGACGUCGUAAGGCUGAUUCAUCGAAUACCAUAACUCUGGACACGCAAUUCUUUACGGCUCUGAUCACCUCCUUCACGCAAACGGCUACAAAUGCCGUGUCCACUGACAGCGAAAACGACAACCAGUUAUCAUACGCUCCAUCUUAUAUUUACUCGGUUGAGGAGGACGAUGAUAGAAGACACUUUAUAGAUGGAGACGAUCAUGGCUCUGCAGCAUUAGCGACAGCAUUGGCGUUGUUUACAGAUAUGAGACAGUUACAAAUACGACCUAAUGCACAUACUUAUACGACUCUUUUGAACGCGGCAGCCAAACAUCAAGAUGAUCUUGCAUUAGAACAAAUUCACAAGCUUAUCAAAAUGGAUUUGUAUCUCGAUCCAGAUAUCGCCAUCUAUAACGGAUUGAUGAAUGCUUAUAAUCGAAUUGGACAAGGCCACGAGGUUGUUCAAAUCUGGGACACGCUGAGUCUCUCGUCGACUCCUACACAAGACAAGAACAUCGACCAAGCGUCGGUGUCUAUUGUACUGGAUAGUUGUGCGCACAAUGGGUACGGCUACAAGGCGCAACAGAUAUGGGAUAGUCUGAAACGCUACCAGUUCCCGCUCAAUACCAACAACUAUAAUUCCUACAUUGAGGCAUUGUGUCGAAUGAAAGGCGAAGAGGGUUGGGAACAAGCAUAUGCUAUUGCUCAAAAGGAAAUGAUACCGCAAACCAGCCAACGCUCUGAUUCGGGUAUUCCGAUCGAUACCAAAACCGUCAAUACGUUGAUCAGCUUUGCUCGGAAAAAGGGGUUCUCCGAAGAACGGAUUCAACAAGUCAUAGAGUGGGGUCAAUCUGCACUUUUGGAGAACCAGUAAUUAUAAUAAAAGCAUUGUGAAAUAGAGUGAAAUUCUAAGAAAAACAGAAUUAACCAGCUUUGGGCAGAAGUGGGUAUGUUUUAAUUACAUGAUUGUACAAUAUUAUAAUAGUUGGCCACCUAAACCGCCAGCCAUGCCUUCGCCAUUGUCGUUCAUUCCCAUGGGGUUUGCAAAGUUGGGAGUUUCAUGAUCAUGACGACAUUCCUCC